AUGUAUAACGGACAGUCAAUAUAUCGCAUAAUAAAAACACAUAUAAGUAGGCUAUUCUCUCGGACUUCCUCGCGCUUGCCAGAAACCACCAUGUCGCUGUAUCCAUCAUUGGAGGACAUGAAGGUGGAUCAAUUUAUACAGGCUCGAAGUACUUACUCCGCCAGUCCAAGCAAGACACCUGCUCUACUUGCUGUACAGGAUGCUCCAAAUCCAAAUCCUGUGGAGGAAGAAACGAGACUCUACCCCAAACUGUACCCUGAGCUCUCAGAGUUCAUGGGGCUGAACCUCAGUGAGGAUGCACUUCGCCAGGCGCUGUCCAUGGUACCAGCAGAAGACUACUCUGGGGCAGUGGCUCCCAGGACUUCCGCGCUGAGCUACAUGAGCGCUCCGAUCACAGGGAAUGACUGUGGCAUCCGCAGGGCUGAGAUAAGGCAAGGCAUCAGGGAGGUCAUCCUCUGCAAGGACAGCGACGGCAAGAUCGGACUGCGCCUCAAAUCUGUGGACAAUGGUGUGUUUGUUCAGCUGGUACAGGCGAACACUGCCGCGGCAUUGGGCGGCCUGCGCUUUGGAGAUCAGGUGCUGCAGAUAAACGGGGAGAACUGCGCUGGGUGGAGCACGGACAAGGCCCACAAGGUGCUGAAGAACGCCAGCGCCGAGAGGAUAGCCUUUGUGGUACGGGACAGGCCAUUUGAGCGCACCAUCACCCUGCACAAAGACAUCAACGGCCAAUUGGGUUUCAUCUUUAAGAAGGGGAAGAUCACCUUUAUCGUGAAGGACAGUUCUGCUGCCCGCAACGGCCUCCUGACUGAUCACCACAUUUGUGAAGUCAAUGGGCAGAAUGUCAUUGGACUUAAGGAUCCCCAGAUUACAGACAUCUUGAACUCCGCUGGUGGAGUGAUAACUGUCACUGUGACACCCACCAUCAUCUUUGAGCACAUGACGAAAAAGAUGUCUUCCAGCAUUGUGAAGAGCCUAAUGGAUCACUCUAUCCCGGAGGUGUGA
Salvelinus namaycush (lake trout) is the source of this 1002-nucleotide messenger RNA. Its product is annotated as syndecan binding protein (syntenin). Gene Ontology annotation, cellular component: plasma membrane; cytoplasm. Gene Ontology annotation, molecular function: protein binding. The transcript has 9 exons. The record is from RefSeq and is a predicted model, not a curated record. Lineage: Eukaryota; Metazoa; Chordata; Actinopteri; Salmoniformes; Salmonidae. The coding region runs from base 1 to 1002 and encodes 333 amino acids.